CAUUUUCGGAUGCGCACCCGAUUCUUAAGAAACUGAAACCGUUGGACAACAUUGGAGGAGGAGCGUAGCGUGUUGUUUGAAUCCGCAUUUUCCAACCCUCUGAGAGAAUCCAUGAUGUUCCUGUGGUGUUAUGCUCUUGCUGUUGCCCUCUGCCUGACGGGCUUGGGGGCUCAGAGUGUUCCUGAGGCCGAUCUUGUCAGCAAUCUGCCCGGUCUGGCCGAGAACCCCUCCUUCAAACACUACUCUGGCUAUGUCCAGGCUGGGCAGGGGAAGUACUUUCAUUACUGGUUUGUGGAGUCCCAGAACAACCCCUCUACUGACCCUGUGAUCCUCUGGCUGAAUGGAGGUCCAGGCUGCAGUGCCAUGGAGGGCAUGCUCUCCGAGAAUGGACCCUUCCAUCUGAGAGAUGAUGGCACCGUCUACAUCAACCCCUACAGUUGGAACCAGGUGGCCAAUGUCCUAUACCUGGAGUCUCCCGCUGGUGUGGGAUUCUCCUACUCCACCUCUGGGAACUACGCCACCAGUGACCCCCAGGUGGCAGAGGACAACUACGAAGCCCUGCAAAACUUCUUCUCCAAAUUCCCCUCCUUCCUCUCCAAUGACUUCUACGUGUUUGCUGAGAGUUACGGGGGCGUCUAUGGACCAUCCCUGGCCCAAAAGAUUGUCAGCAACCCUGGAAGCAUCAAUUUCAAGGGAAUGGGUAUUGGCAACGGAAUGUCCAGCUAUGCUUUGAAUGAUAACUCAUUGCUUUACUUCGGAUACUAUCAUGGGCUUUUGGCUGAGAGUCUGUGGAGUGAUCUUAAUCAGCAGUGCUGCACGGGAGGCUCCUGCAACUUCUACAGCAACAGUAACACCAACUGCCAGAACUCAGUAUACCAGGCUCUGUACCUGAUCCAGGACGUUGGGCUCAACAUCUACAACCUGUAUGGGCAGUGCUAUGGCGGAGCACCCAUGAGCAGCUACGCUGGACGUUAUGCUGCUGACAUGUCUAACCUGUUCAGAGAGUCUGGGUUCUCCUUCAAGCCUUUAGAGGAGGUAGCUAUUCCUGGCAAUCCCAUGUGUAUUAAUGGCACCGCCAUGUACGAGUGGCUGAACAACCCCAACGUGCGUGCAGCGCUCCACAUCCCCUCCUCUGUGCAGUCCUGGGAACUCUGCAGUCAUACCGUUGGGUCACUCUACCAGAGGACCUACAAGGACAUGACCUGGUUUUACCAGAUUCUGCUGCAGCAGGACCUCCAGCUGCUGGUGUAUAACGGAGACGUGGACAUGGCCUGCAACUUCCUUGGGGGGAAGUGGUUUGUGGAGUCUCUGAAUCAGCAGGUGGUGAGUCAGUACCAGCCGUGGUACUAUCAGGACCAGAUCGCCGGCUACAUUCAGCAGUAUGAGAAGAUCACCUUCAUGACGGUGAAGGGUUCCGGCCACAUGGUUCCGCAGUACAAACCUGGCCCCGCUCUGCAGAUGCUGAAGAACUACCUGGCUAACUCCUACUGAUCUGUGUGUGUGUGUGAAUGUGUGUGUGUGUGUUUGACAGACAUCCUAUGUGAUCAGAAUAUUGUCAU
Messenger RNA from Alosa sapidissima (American shad), 1559 nucleotides. Its product is annotated as lysosomal protective protein-like. The transcript has 12 exons. The record is from RefSeq and is a predicted model, not a curated record. Gene Ontology annotation, molecular function: serine-type carboxypeptidase activity. The coding region runs from base 112 to 1491 and encodes 459 amino acids. Lineage: Eukaryota; Metazoa; Chordata; Actinopteri; Clupeiformes; Clupeidae. Gene Ontology annotation, biological process: proteolysis.